AUGGAUCAGCAGACGUCGACGUCAACGGUAACAGUCGAGUACUUCGAUCCCCACGAUGUGUUCAAGCUCCUCGCCCCGGGGCUCGUCCCGCGGCUGCCCCUUCACAACCUCAACUGGCAGUCUCACUCCGGGCCGCUGAGGUCCAUCGACACGCUGCAUGUCGAGCUGAUUCGCGGCAGUCUCGAGGUGCCCGAGACCACCCUGUCGCCGGCAGGACGGCGCUCGGGCAGCGUGUCGCGGGGGUCCGACGGCUUGCGGUCUCGCAGUGUUAGUGUCUCUACGGAAUCCGGACGGGCGCCGCCCUCGCUUCGAUCCAAGGCCAGUGGGAAUCUGCGGCGGCACCAGAUCCCGGGACUGCGCCGCACGCCGUAUCUCAAGAUGCUGCUGGUCCGGUGCGAUGAUAACGACUCCUACAAGAACUCGGUGCGAGCCGAGGUCCGCGAGUGGGUCAAGGUGCACACGUCGCCCGUGAGCACCUCGAAGAAAGGGAGUGGCCAGGAGAAUCACGAUGCCUUCGAAUGGCUCAUUGUACAUGUUGUCAUACCCAACACGGUGGCUUCGACUCAGCCGCGAAGCAGCGGGAGAUCAGACUCGGCGGAGAAGAGCACGGCAUCACGAUGGCGCCCCGGGACGACCCCUUUACUGGAGAAGUUCCGAUCAGACUUCAACGCCACAACCAAGGGAUCUCAGGACCAUGUCGCGCAGAUCAGGAUCGGGAUCAACGAUGUGCCGUACGACCUUUUGCCCCGAGUGGUCCCAGCGGUGCCCACCGGCUACACGGAAACGGAACUAGACGCCGAGAACGCCUGGAAUGAUUUGAUCGCGAAAAUGAAGAGCCUCAUUCUGGCCUCGUUUGACAUGCGAGUGACCCAGUACGAGGAAGACAUUCGGGAAAAGGACGCGCAGCGGACUCUGCCCGGUUGGAACUUUUGCACCUUUUUCAUUCUCAAAGAAGGACUGGCGAGGGGGUUUGAGAGCGUUGGGCUUGUGGAGGAUGCGUUGGUUGGGUAUGACGAGCUCAGCGUUGGACUGGAUACGAUAUUGCACGAGCAACUCGAAUCGGGCGCGCCAGAGAGGCAUGGUGGUGAAAUGCUCGCUUUCACGGAAGGACUCAGAGACAUGGCCGAGAAAGCACUGGAAAUCGCAGCUGAAUACAGCAGUGACGGCGGCAGUGAUGCCGAGUCGAAGACGAUAAAAAGCAAGGGACCAAACUUUGACCAAAUCGCCAUCAGCUCGACAGCAAAGGCCUACCGAGACAUGAUCCUGGCAAACAAGGUGUCCGUCUUCGACUUUCGAUGCUACAUCUUCUCCCGCCAGAUCGCAUUGCUGCUGAGGCUGGGCCAUGCGCUUUCUUCCAAAGAAGAGCUCAUAGCCAUGCUCAAAAGCCAGCAAGAGUCCAUCCUCUACGGCGAAGCACCCCUGGCGCCGCCGCCACCGAAUCACAAGGACGAGCCGGAGAAUCUCACCACGUUUGCAGAGAUAUGCCAGCGAACACUGCAGUUCAUCCCAUCAGUCUCGCAGAUACUGCGGCGGGACGUGAUUCUGGGUUUAACAGCGAGCAGAACACCGAGCAGCAAACCGCCGAAACUGAGUCCAUUGAUGGAAGAAACAGUCGACAACAUGGUGGCUUCAUUUGCCUUUUCAGUCGCGCAGCAGAUCCUCGCCCAAACUUCAACGAAAGCGCUGCCCAUUCCGCCGUCGUCCUUGUCCUAUGGGGACGGGCUCGAGCAGAAGUCUUCCAUCCCAGAGCCCAAGACCAUGAUUCACCCAGCGCGGAACUCAUCACUUUCUCCGAGAAGCGGCGCCAUCCCACCCACUCCGCUCAGCCCCGGCUUCUUUCCUGGGCCCGGCAGGCAGUUUCCGCAUGACGAUGAUGCCCAGGGCGCUAAAACGUUUCUGAAGAAUGGCCUGGAGGAUUUGGCGGCGCGGCGGGCUGAGCUGUACAUGCUUUCCAGAAGCAUCCUUACGAGUCUUGGUAAGAAGCGCGGUUGGAGCGACGGCUGGGACGAAGCUCCUUUGGUCGGGGGGAUCGGCUUCGAUAACAUGGAAGAUGUCGACCUGAACGACGAUAGCAAGGCCGACGACGCCGACGAAGCUGACGCUUCUCCCUCGCCAAAGGAGGCAUACACUCCCUCGAUGGCCGGCAUUGACAACCCCGUGCUACGGACGGCCAUUGACAAUACGGAUGACUUCUAUCGUCUGUACGAAAUUCUCACCGAUAAAGCCAUGCGCCACUUCACGGUGGCGAACCACGAUCAUGCGGUUCACUCCAGCAUGGCAGAUUUGGCCGUCUUGAAGGUUCACAUGAAGGACUACAAGGCUGCCUCGUCUUACUUUUCGCUCACCACUCCCUUCUUUGGAGAGAGUGGCUGGAGCCUACUAGAGCUGUCCAUGCUCAUCAUGUACUGCCAAUGCCUGGAUGAGAUCAAUCCAAAGGGCGAACACGUCGGUGUUGCCCUGAAGCUGCUGACCAAGUACUGCGCUGCAGAGAAGGAACGUCUGCAGAAGAGAUCAGGCUUGAUCCGCUUCUCAGAAAGCAAGACUUAUCCCGAAGCAUGGCCGGUCACUGGCAUCGUCGAGAAGCUCACUCGGCUCGCCAAGUCACUGUCAAAGGAGGUCAAGGUUCCUCUGGAGAACUUUGUGACAGAUGUUGGCCUAGAUGGCUCUCCGGUGUACGACGACAACCAAGACGGCUGCUCCCUGGAUAUCAGUCUCAGGAGCUUGCUGCCAGAAGACAUCUCUUUUGACUCUGCUAGGUUACGAAUCACGGCUGUUGACGAAGGGCCAAGCAGAGAACGACUAUUCGAGGCUGCGGCAGGCUCACCUAUCAUCCUGAAACCCGGCAAGAACAAGAUACGAGUGAGCUGUCGAGCUGUAGUCUCAGGACGUUACAAGAUCGAUCGGCUUGUCCUUUCGACGAAGAACCUCGUCUUGCAUUUUGAGCGGGAUGCCAAAACCGCGUCAAGCAGCACAACGGACAUCUUCAGGCAUGCCGACGUCAUGCUCUUCCAGCGCACGAGCGCGUUUGACUUUUCCAUGUCUGCCACCAAACAGACGACGCUGGAUAAGAACAACUCCAUCGACUUGGUGCUACACACCGGAUGGAACUCUCUGAAGAAAUGCGAGAUCCGAGUGAAGCCAGCAACUGGAGGCUUGCGCUUCCUCACUACGGAAGCGGCGUUUGUGGGCUCCGAGAUGCAGUUUGCAAAGCCUCCCGAGGCCGGCGUAUUUCACUUUGACGCUAUCGAUGCGAAUCAGGUGGUCACCAUACGAUUCCCAUACUCUGUGGAGCAGGAUGUGGCAGACAUCUUUGCCAAAAUCGAAGCUACGUAUGUUACGGAAGCCGACGAGACAUAUUCCCUGGCCAAGUCCCUGGUAGUCCAUGUGGCUCUGGCACUGGGCGUCAAUGUGCAAGAUGUGUUCAAGCAUGAGGCGCUCUUUUCCCGGUUCAACGUGUCGACAGCCUCCGCCAGCCCUCUACGGCUCUACAAGAGCGAGCUGCUCAAAUCGGACCUCUUCGACUCUGUAUUCGGAGUGCCGCCCAGCAGUCCUGUCUUCAUAUUCCCGAAGCAGCCAGCGAGCUUGCUGUACAAGGUGAAGAGGAUACCGGGGGCCAAGGCGGGCAAGCGGGGUGGUAGGACCAUGUACCUGAAGCUCGACUACACCUCGCUGGAAGCCGAGAUGGAAGAGCUAGUGAGGCGGUCUCUGACGGAGGCCUUGGAGAAGACGACGCUUACGCAAUACACGAAACAUGUGGUGGCGACGGUCUGGCGCGAGCUCAAGUCCAAGAUGGUGCCGCGAGACCUGGAGCAAGCUACUCUGAUGGGAGAGAUGAUGACCACCAGCCUGAGGGAGGUGGUGUGGGAGAGGCAUUUCGCGGGGAUUGGAGGAGCGCCUGGAGUGGGCGAGCGUGCGGCCGAAGAGCUGUCAGCGUUCCUUCGAACGUGGCAGAAAGCCAACAUCCGUCUCGUCAUUCCAAGAGAGGGCACAGUCGACCCGUCGUCGAUCCUCAUCCCCGUGGAAAUACCGGCCUUGCCGGUGUUGCACACGGCAGAUAUCCGCCUGCAGAGCCUCAUUCCAAGCCCCGUCAAGGACAGCACGAGCGCAGGCCUGCCAACGGUCUGCACGAACCAGAUGCUGCCGGCGACGCUGCACCUCAAGUGGACGCGGAUCUGGGACGCGGACUCGGCAGUGCGCAGCGACCAAGAGUUUAGCUAUGAGGUCACGGCGCCCGCAGACACAUGGCUCCUGGGCGGCCGACGGAAGGGCCACUUUGUGAUCCCCGGCCCGUCGGCGUCAUCGCCGGCGGAGACGAUGACGUCUUCGGCAGAGACGGAGGCUGAGAUUCCGCUCAUCCUGAUUCCGCUGCGCGAAGGUUGGCUGCCUUCUCCUCUUGUCGAGAUCAGAGAGGUCCUCAACGCGGACGGGGAUGGAGGGCAGGCGACGGCGCUGGGGUGCGAGGUGGACUUGCGAAAUCUGGGCGAGACGGUGCGCGUGGUGGGCGACAGGAGCGGCAUGACGGUGAGUUUGGACGCGAGCGGGCCGGGGGGAGGGCCGCUGGUGUUUGAGAGCGAGCGGUUACCUGGCUUCAGGGGCAAGAUUAUCGAGUGA
Trichoderma citrinoviride is the source of this 4611-nucleotide messenger RNA. RefSeq lists its product as hypothetical. Gene Ontology annotation, cellular component: TRAPPII protein complex. The coding region runs from base 1 to 4611 and encodes 1536 amino acids. Gene Ontology annotation, biological process: intra-Golgi vesicle-mediated transport; early endosome to Golgi transport. NCBI's taxonomy places the organism in Eukaryota, Fungi, Ascomycota, Sordariomycetes, Hypocreales, Hypocreaceae. The transcript is spliced from 4 exons. The record is from RefSeq and is a predicted model, not a curated record.